GACUGAGAGCCGGUAGGGAGGCGGGGACCUGAAACCUGGAUUUGGCAGGAGGGCAGGACACCCCGGAAUUACAUCCCAAUGGGGUUCCUGUGGGAAGACCUGGAUUCCUAACCUGAGACAUAUCUGUUUUCUCACUUCUUACUACUUUGAUUCCCACCUUCAAUUAGAAGUGAGUCGCCUUGUUUUCUGCAUAACCCUUAUUUUUGGCACUGCGCUUGUGGGCAUCUCCUGUGAACUAUGCCUAAAGUUGUGUCCCGGUCAGUUGUCUGCUCCUACACCCGAGACCGGGAGGAAUAUGAGGACGGCGAGAAGCCCCUCCACAUCUACUACUGUUUGUGUGGCCAGAUGGUUCUGGUGCUGGACUGUCAGUUGGAGAAAUUGCCCAUGAGGCCCCGGGAUCAGUCCCGGGUGAUUGAUGCUGCCAAACACGCCCACAAGUUUUGUAACACAGAAGACCAGGAGACUAUGUAUCUUCGCAGGCCUGAAGGCAUUGAACGACAGUACAGAAAGAAGUGUGCGAAGUGCGGACUGCCACUCUUCUACCAGUCCCAGCCAAAGAAUGCUCCUGUGACCUUUAUUGUGGAUGGAGCAGUAGUCAAGUUUGGCCAGGGUUUUGGGAAAACGAAUAUAUAUACUCAGAAGCGAGAGCCUCCUAAGAAGGUGAUGAUGACCAAACGGACUAAAGACAUGGGCAAGUUCAGCUCUGUCACUGUGUCUACUAUUGAUGAAGAGGAAGAGGAGAUUGAGGCCAGGGAGAUUGCUGACUCGUAUGCACAGAAUGCCAAAGUGAUUGAAAAACAGCUGGAGCGCAGAGGCAUGAGCAAAAGGCGGCUGCAAGAGCUGGCGGAACUAGAAGCCAACAAAGCCAAAAUGAAGGGGACUUUGAUUGACAACCAGUUCAAAUGAUUAGGACUUUUCUCUGAACCCAGACUAAAGGCAAGCAUUUAGACCAGGAGGCGAAAGAACUUUUUCUUGACUGCAUGGACUGGUUCCUACCUUUAUGCCCCAGCAAAAAGCCGUAUGUUGCUCCCUACAUUCAGUGAGGUCUUUGAGUCCAUCUGACCUACUUUCUAGAAAUGAAUUUUAAAAAUACAUGGAUCUUCUGUACUAUUUUUUUGUCCAUUUGAUGUCAACUUCUUUAGUUGUAUAGAAACUCCAUGAGUAGACUAGUGCUUGAGUGUCUUUAGUUUCUAAAGUAGCUGUUCUUUAAUAAAAUAUUUAAAGAUUUUUUUUUUGGGGGGGGGGGAUGAGUCAUAUUAGUUUUUUUCUGUUCAUUUUUCCUAUCCAUCUCUAUUCCAGGCUAUAUUCAUUUUUUUUUUUCUGAAGAAUGAUCAUUCUUCUUUAAAUAAAGUUUUUAUUCACCUCUGAAUAAUGAACAUUAUAACGUUAGGGAAUUGUGGGACCAUUUUUUUAAUAUGAGUAUUAUGCCAACUUAAAAGAAAAUCAGUGCCAGAAUAUCAGGGGAAAUGAUCAAUUUUCUGUCCUCAUCCUCUUGGACCAACCAUUAAAAUUGACCCACUUAACCACUUGCUUCUUGAAAUAGUUUUCAGUUGGCUUCUAAAAUAGCACAUGCUCUACGUUUUCCUUCUUCCUU
Myotis myotis is the source of this 1594-nucleotide messenger RNA. Its product is annotated as UPF0428 protein CXorf56-like. The coding region runs from base 238 to 906 and encodes 222 amino acids. Lineage: Eukaryota; Metazoa; Chordata; Mammalia; Chiroptera; Vespertilionidae. The record is from RefSeq and is a predicted model, not a curated record. The transcript has 2 exons.